Leishmania major strain Friedlin is the source of this 1296-nucleotide messenger RNA. RefSeq lists its product as hypothetical. NCBI's taxonomy places the organism in Eukaryota, Euglenozoa, Kinetoplastea, Trypanosomatida, Trypanosomatidae. Bases 1 to 1296 code for a protein of 431 amino acids. The transcript has a single exon. The record is from RefSeq and is a predicted model, not a curated record.
AUGGCAUCCACCGGCAACGGUGGCGACAGCAAGGCCGCUGCCUCCUCGUUGUCUCCGCAGAAGGCGGGGAUGGUGGCGCCUCUCACGUCGGCGCCGCCCCUGACUGCCUCAACCACGUCCCCUUCGCGCCUCAACUCGAUGCGCACCGCGAAUGCCUCUGCCUCUUCCAAGAACAACGCGCCCACCGGGCCAAGCAAGAAGGGUGGCACAGCGGUGAAACCCUCCCCCGAGGUCGGCGGCAAAGCAGCCGCCGGCUCGUCUGAGCCUGAGCCGCGCGCGUCGGUGAACAUAGACCGCCAAAGCAAGCCGAACGCGAAUAGCGUGAACGCCUCCAAUGUCGCCGACAGCACCAAUGCUCCGUCUGGUAAGCGCCCUGAUCACGGCCGCCGCGGUCGGCGGCAAGAGUGCUCGAGCUGGUUCGACGCGGAGAAGCCUGCAAAAGCAGAUCGCCCCGCCGACAAGGAGCUGAACCAGAACGUGCAGAUCGUCCAAGACGACAUCCCCGACGCGGAGCAGGCCCAUCGCGAGCAAGCGGAGCGGGCGCAGCGGCAGAAGGAGAAGCUUGCGCGGCACAUCUCCGAGUCACCGACGGGCUUCCAGGCGACGCUGCCACGUCUCAACGAACUCGACGUCACGAACAGCUGGGACAAGUUGCUGCGGAUGAUGCGCAGCGAGUUCGACAUGUCGUGCCUCACGAGCUGCCUGGCACGGGAGCUGGACGAGGAUGUCGCGUGGAACCCGGAGAUGCUGCUGGUGCAGCUCACCUCCGACAUGCUGGACGCGGCCGAGUUGCAGAAGGAUGGCGGGGAGGCGUACGUGCCGGUGGACGCCAGCGACAUUGGCCAGAUGACCGGCGGCGAGGUGGCGCGAAGGCGCAAAGAGAAGCGCUCGACGACAACGGCUGGGGGUGCCGCACCAGCGGCCGGCGCCGCAGGAGGAACAGAACGCGAGCCAGAGAAGGGCUCCGAAAAGCCUGCGGCUGCUUCACCGACCCCGGCGUUUCAGGCCGCAGCGUCGAAGGCACUGCGUAAGCAGACCACCACUGAUCCGGCUGCCGCGGCGCCUAGCAGCAAAAAGGCGCGCGACACCGACAACGCCGCAUCCACAUCGACCGCCAACUCCUCGUCGACCCGCAAGCGAUCCGCCGCCGGCUCCAGGUCGGGAGAGGCUAGUGGAGGCGGCGGCAACAACACGAAUGCCUCGUCAUCGACGGCGAAGGGUGAUAGCGCGGACGACACCAAGAGUUCUAAGAGCACUUCUUUGAAGGCGCAAGUGUCGAAGCUCUUCUCGAAGUAG